GGAUUGAGAUGAUGAGUUGCCAUGUAUGAUUCCAUAGAUUUAACGAGCCCAGAUCUUUCCGUAUAUUUUAUUUCUCUGUAUGAUAUCAACUCUGUACAAUUCCCCAACUCUUGCUAUAUAACCCUCUGUCACUCUCGUUUUAGUUUUUCAGACCGUGUCUCUUUCGCUCUUUCUCUCUAUCUCUUUCUAGUUUCUGACUCAAUUCUUCCUUCAUUCUCCAUUUUUAACGUUUUCUCGCCGUAGAUCUCAUUUUUUGUAUCGGUUUCCGGCGAGAAUCUGAGAUCUGAAUCAGAGGUUUCUCGCCGGCGGAUGUUGAGAGUUUGACCGGGGAGCGAUCUGAGAGUCGGGAGUGGUUGCGAUGGGGCAGUGUUACGGGAAGCCGGUUGUGAAUGGGAACGGUAAAGGAGGUGUGGUCGAGGAGUAUCCGCAAUCGCCGUUGCCGUCGGUGGGGAACGGAGCGGCGAGCGUGCAGUCAGUGAAGACGCCUGCUCGAUCAUCGUCGACGAGCCCCUGGCGGAGUCCCUUCCCGCACGGCAGUGCUUCCAGUCCGCUUCCGGCAGGAGUGGCGCCGUCUCCGGCGAGGUCGUCGACUCCGCGGAGGUUCUUCCGUCGCCCGUUCCCGCCUCCAUCGCCGGCGAAGCAUAUCAAGGCGUCUCUCGCGAAGCGGCUCGGUCCUGCGAAGCCGAAGGAGGGUCCGAUCCCGGAAGAAGGUACGGAACCUGAACAAUUACUUGAUAAGAGCUUCGGCUACGGUAAGAAUUUUGGUGCCAAGUAUGAAUUGGGGAAGGAGGUUGGGCGAGGGCACUUUGGUCAUACCUGCUCUGCUAGGGGCAAGAAAGGAGAGCUAAGAGACCAACCUCUUGCAGUGAAGAUCAUAUCAAAAGCGAAGAUGACAACAGCAAUAGCAAUUGAAGAUGUUCGUAGAGAGGUAAAGAUAUUGAAGGCUCUAUCAGGGCAUGCGCAUCUAGUCAAAUUUUAUGAUGCAUGUGAAGAUGCAAAUAAUGUGUACAUAAUCAUGGAAUUGUGCGAAGGUGGGGAACUACUAGACAGAAUUUUAUCAAGAGGAGGAAGAUACACUGAAGAAGAUGCAAAAGCAAUUGUUGUACAAAUCUUAAGCGUUGUUGCAUUUUGUCAUCUUCAAGGCGUUGUGCACCGUGACUUAAAGCCAGAGAAUUUCCUUUUUACCUCAAGAAGUGAAGAUGCUGAUAUGAAGCUUAUUGAUUUUGGUCUUUCCGACUUUAUUAGACCAGAUGAAAGACUCAAUGAUAUUGUUGGAAGUGCAUACUAUGUUGCACCUGAAGUUCUCCAUAGAUCCUAUUAUCUGGAAGCAGAUAUUUGGAGUGUUGGUGUUAUUACAUAUAUCUUGUUAUGUGGAAGCAGGCCUUUCUGGGCAAGGACAGAAUCAGGAAUUUUUCGUGCAGUAUUAAGAGCUGAUCCUAAUUUUGAUGAUUUACCCUGGCCUACAGUCUCAGCUGAAGCCAAGGAUUUUGUUAAAAGGCUAUUGAAUAAGGACUACAGGAAGAGAAUGACUGCCGUCCAAGCUCUGACUCACCCCUGGUUGCGGGAUGGAAGUCAUCCUAUCCCUCUGGAUAUAUUGAUCUAUAAGUUGGUCAAGUCUUAUCUUCAUGCUACACCUUUUAAACGUGCUGCACUAAAGGCUCUCUCAAAAGCUUUGACGGAGGAUGAGCUGGUGUACCUUAGAUCUCAAUUCAAGCUGUUGGAACCUGGUAGAGAUGGGAGUGUGUCUUUGGAUAGCUUCAAAAUGGCCCUUGCACGGAAUGCAACUGAUGCCAUGAAGGAAUCUAGGGUUCCUGAUAUUCUAAAUGCGUUGGAACCGCUGUGCUAUAGAAGGAUGGACUUUGAAGAGUUUUGUGCUGCAGCUAUUAGCACACAUCAACUGGAGGCUUUGGAAGGGUGGGAGCAGAUCGCCUCUACUGCUUUUGAAAUUUUCGAGCAGGAGGGGAAUCGUGUCAUCUCAGUUGAGGAGUUGGCUCGGGAACUGAAUCUGGGUCCUUCAGCUUAUUCGGUCCUGAAAGAGUGGAUCAGAAACUCAGACGGAAAGCUCAGUUUACUUGGAUAUACCAAAUUUUUGCAUGGUGUAACUCAUCGAAGCUCAAACACCAGACAGCAUUAGUUUUUAGGCUUUGAGAUUUGAUUCCUUAAAAAUUCAUGACAUUCAGAAGAUUUGCAGGAAUAUUUUUUCUUCUUUGGGGGUUGGGGUAAAGGAAAAUUGUGUAUACAUGGAUGUUAGUGAAGCCAGAUGUGAUCUUGUUGAGGCGAAUUAAGUCAGAAGGAUCUCUUUGCUCGUUCCCUGCUUUGGCAAAUCUUAUAUUUAUGUGGGUUUGAGCUCAUAGUAUGAUUGUUUUAAUCAUUUCAAGAAAGACAGAAAAGAAUUAACAAUUGUUUCCAUAA
Molecule: messenger RNA, 2412 nt
Organism: Vitis riparia (riverbank grape)
Lineage: Eukaryota; Viridiplantae; Streptophyta; Magnoliopsida; Vitales; Vitaceae
Product: CDPK-related kinase 3
Exons: 11
Coding region: 359-2134 (591 amino acids)
Biological process (GO): intracellular signal transduction; peptidyl-serine phosphorylation; protein autophosphorylation
Cellular component (GO): nucleus; cytoplasm
Molecular function (GO): calmodulin binding; calcium-dependent protein serine/threonine kinase activity; calcium/calmodulin-dependent protein kinase activity
Source: RefSeq, a predicted model, not a curated record